AUGGAAACGGAAAUAGGUCCCGCACGUCACAACCCCCUGGAUGCACAACGUUUCGACCCGCUACGGCGCACUCGCACAAGACUCGUCUCGCUUCUCAACACUAGCACUUCAAAACUGAUGAUGAGGCAAGGUCUUUGCGUCAGGACCGAGCGAGCGAGCGUGGAUGAUAUGUGGCCAGACCACAAGGUUGUAGUCGAUCCUUUUGAGGCGGGAGGUUCUGAUUCGGAGGGAUCGUGCCCACUCCCAUCCUUUACUUCUACGGAAGCGCGCGCCACUUCCCUUACACCUAUCGACAUAUACGAUCACGACGACAUUGUUGUCACACGUACCAUCAUCCACCCUAAUCCCAAUCCCCAUCGUGGUCCUACUCGUAUGCUAUCUCGCACGCGGAUGGUGUUUACAUGCAUGUUCUCGUGCUCACCGUCUCCCACAAACGCCUACUCUCCUUUUCCAUCUUCGUCGUCUGUGUCACCCCGAUCCACCCCCCUUUCGCGCUCCACGAGCCUGGUGCUCCGAGCGCUCAACUGUUUCAGCACAUCCUCAGCUUUCGAUAGCGAUGCGGAUGAUAUAAAAAUUCACAGGAGGGAGAGGCCUGUAUUGCUGGUGAUUGUUAAGGAGACGAGGGAAAGGUAUGAGGAUGAUCGGGCGUUUAAGGAGAUUGUGGGGAGCGUCUUCCCUGCUGCUGGUGUGAGGGGUGGCGCUUGA
Messenger RNA from Suillus subaureus, 705 nucleotides. RefSeq lists its product as uncharacterized. The transcript has 2 exons. The record is from RefSeq and is a predicted model, not a curated record. Bases 1 to 705 code for a protein of 234 amino acids. Lineage: Eukaryota; Fungi; Basidiomycota; Agaricomycetes; Boletales; Suillaceae.